UGAGCCACAAGAGGCCAGCCAUGGAUGAACAACGGUGAAGACGAGAAUUUCCGCCUGCUUCUGGAAAACGCAUCCAACAUGAACCGCCGCGUUGCCUUCCGGCCACGACACCUUUCCGAAGCGUGGUGCGACUAUCGCGUUGAAUCCAAUCCUUUCGCAGUUUCACCGCAUCAUCUCUGGUCCUUGAGCAAGGCAUGAAGCCUAUCGCCUUGCACAGUUCAACCAACGGUCAAUGUGGCGGGCCACUGUUGCUUCGAAUUUACCCGCCCACCACGAAAAAGGCGACAGGGACGCCUCGGUUCAUUGAUCGUCUAGCGCGGUUCAUGUGGGAAAUAGGAGCUUUCGGCGAAUUGCAUGCGACAACAACCCAGGAAACAUCUGAAGCAAAAGGAAUCCUUGUAACCUGUAUGUCCGUUGAUCCUGAGUCGUGGGUCUGGUUUUCAGCCUGGGCUUGUGUCGAAUCCGAGACCAUGGGCCACGGCCGGUUGAGAUCCCUGGCAGGAAGAGAAACAGACCCAUCAUGCACACCCCUGUGUGUAUGGGCUUCGCUUCGCGUCAACACUGACCUCGCGUUGACCAGUCUCAUUGCGAUGCUGGCGGGGCGGUUGAGUCCCGAAACUCCUGGACUCAGACUUCGGAUGCUCACUUCCAGACAUCUGGUGACUGCGUCCAAGACCAACCAGCUGUCUGGUUGAAAAGUUUUGAUGCUCAUUCUCGAUUUAGUUGCUUUGCUUGCUCUCACUUAGGAAGUGUUGUAGUUCUUCUUUAAGCCCUGUUCCUAUUCGAACCGACGGUACCAUAGCGAUAUUCUCGAUCACCUAUAUCAACAUACGAAUAAUGGUUGUCCCCAACCCUUCAUCCCAACACUGC
Messenger RNA from Aspergillus japonicus CBS 114.51, 870 nucleotides. RefSeq lists its product as uncharacterized. Lineage: Eukaryota; Fungi; Ascomycota; Eurotiomycetes; Eurotiales; Aspergillaceae. The record is from RefSeq and is a predicted model, not a curated record. Bases 195 to 695 code for a protein of 166 amino acids. The transcript has a single exon.